AAGUGACCUAGAACCUGCUUUGGCAAGAAAACUGGCCCAAGGGGAUGUUGAUCCAGUGACACUUCUACCGAUGAUUGAUAUCAAUCCGAGUUUCGUACCUCGCACAGUAAAGCCCCUCCCAUUUCAGGCCAACAAUGUUAAUCGGCCUAGCUCAGUCAAAGGAAAGGGCAAAGCAAAAGCCGAGCCUGAGAGUGGCGGAUUGCUUACCUUCUUCGGUAUUUCCGUCCUCAGUGGCAAUGACACCCAUAUAUUUGACCGUAUUCCUACAGCUCCACAGCCAAAAGCUACCCUUACUCGUAGUAAUUCUGCGCCAACAAGGCGAACGGCAGUGCCCGGUAAAGGUAGCGGAAAGAGGACACUUGUCGAUAUACUUGACCAAGACCUCGCUGCAAAACGCAUAAAAAUAAAUCAGGCUUCGUCUUCCACAGACCAUUCUGUCCUCACGCAUUCAAGGUUCUUCCCCUUUCCAUCGAUGUCACAACAGCAGGUGGAACUACCCGAGGACGAUCUGAUGCCCAGUUCACGUAUCCCAUACCCCCUAUCUGAUAAAGAAAAUCUCCCCGAUCAUGCCGACAACGUUAUAGUAGUCGAGGAAUUGGACGAAAUUCUUGAAGAGCCCCGGGAUCCUGUCACACAAGAAGAUGGGUACCUGUCACCUUCCCCAUCCUACUUCCGAUCAGCCACACCUGAUCUCUCUUCACCUGUACGGCCGUAUAAGCCCGCACGGCAUGAUCAUCGUGACGGAGACGACUUCGGCGCUGAUAUCGUCCCCAGCCCAACGGCAGUGAGAACAAUCACGCGACAUGCCUUGCAUCAAUGUUUACUGCCUAAGAAAGAGAAAGUUAGUAUCCUCGUUCGGGAAACGCCGCCGCCGAUGAAUGGCAUUGGUUCUGCCGAUGAAAUCGAAGGACCUGACUUGCGUGAUGUUCUCGACAUUGAACCGCCUUGGGAUAUCGAUGCAAUCGAUGAUGAUAUAAUCACUUCGGCAUCAUCAUCAUCCACUACUGGUCCUAUUACUCCGGAAGACAACGGUACGAAUGACGAAUUUGACAUAGAUGGAUCGGCUGAA
Messenger RNA from Suillus discolor, 1069 nucleotides. RefSeq lists its product as uncharacterized. The annotation marks the transcript as partial. The transcript has a single exon. Lineage: Eukaryota; Fungi; Basidiomycota; Agaricomycetes; Boletales; Suillaceae. The record is from RefSeq and is a predicted model, not a curated record.